Molecule: messenger RNA, 1415 nt
Organism: Aedes albopictus (Asian tiger mosquito)
Lineage: Eukaryota; Metazoa; Arthropoda; Insecta; Diptera; Culicidae
Product: cuticle protein
Exons: 2
Coding region: 388-1281 (297 amino acids)
Source: RefSeq, a predicted model, not a curated record
ACCCGAUUCGAAUCGCCCCCAAAAGCGGUAAGAUUUGUUGUUACCGGUGUUGUAGAAAUGAUUUCGACAUUUGAUUUUCCUGCUUCUGUUUUCUUCCACCCAGCUUCCAACGCCGCCGGUCCUGAAGCCUAGUACACAAAUCUACUAACGGGAAGGUCAUCCUCUGUUCGUUGGACCGGUGGUAACCAACUACCACGUGUCGGCCCAUGAUUGUCGUGCCGCCACGUUUGUCAAAGGGCGCUCCUUCGUACGGAGAAGAAAAAAAGUUUUGAUUUUCCAUAUAAAUAUUUGGCUCACCGGGCAGAACAUUGUCAUUGCUUCAGUUAACUUUAAUUCGACUAAAUCGGUUCGUCGCACGCAUCGACAGUGCAAGUUCGCAGCAACAUAAUGGCGUUUAAGAUGGUUGUACUCUUCGCCGCCCUGGCCUGUGCCAGAGCAGCCUUCCUUGAAGCUGAUCACCACCACACGGCUCACUACUCGCCGGCCUCAGCCGUCAGCUACAGCUCGUUCACCCGCAGCGAACCAGCCAAGCUGACCAAAACUCUGGCCUACGCUGAACCUGAGGUCCACUACGUUGCUCCAGUGACCAAGACCGUGGCGUAUGCUGAACCCGCUGUCCACUAUGCUGCUCCGGUCGCCAAAACCCUGACCUACGCCCAACCUGCCGUCCACUACGCUCAACCCGAGGUUCACUAUGCCCAACCAGCUGUCCACUAUGCCGCCCCGGUAGCUAAGACUCUGACGACGUAUGCCGAGCCUGCUGUCCACUAUGCUGCCCCAGUUGCCAAGACCCUGGCCUACGCUCAGCCUGCUGUCACCUAUGCCGCCCCAGUUGCCAAGACUCUGACCACCUACGCCCAGCCAGCUGUGCACUACUCGGCUCCAGCCACGACCCACUCUGUAGCCGUAGCCCACCCCUCGGUACAAUACGUCCACGAACCAACUUACGCUAAAACCGUAGUCGCACAGCCAACCACGUACGCCAAGUCUUUCGUGCACCACUCAACUCCAGUCACCUACGCCGCUCCAGUUACCAAAACCCUCGUAGCUCAACCGGUUCUGGCCAAGACCGUCGUGUCCGAACCUGUGUACACCAAGACCCUGGUUCAGCAGCCAACCUACGUGAAGACCCUUGCCGCUCAGCCAGUGUACGCUCAUGCCGCGCCCGUCUACGCUCACGCUGCCCCGGUCGUUGCCGCCAAAACGCUGACCUAUGCCGCUCCGGAAGCCCAAGUUUCACACGUGAGCUUCCAGGAUGCCAGCUCUCACUACGCUUGGUAAACAGCCAGCCAGCCGGUUGUGAGACGACAGCUUUCCCACGAAAAAUACUCAGGAAGACAGAGGAAACCGAAGUCAUCGAUGGUGCAACCGACCCGCCGAAUAUGUUGAACCAUUUUGUUGAAUAUAUCUAUAAU